AUGGACAGAGAAGACAUGGAAGAGGGCUUACUAGCUCUAUCAAGGUCAAAGUCCAGUAUCAAUGGAGCUUCAGGUGUUGUGGUUCUGAGCACAUUGGUAGCUCUAUGUGGUUCCUUCAGCUAUGGCUGUGCUAUAGGAUACUCGUCAUCUGCUGAAUCAGGAAUUUUGGAAGACUUGGGCCUUACUGUUGCAGCAUACUCGAUUUUUGGUUCAACAAUGACGAUUGGUGGAAUGAUUGGUUCAUUAGUAAAUGGAAAGAUGACAGAUCUCGUUGGUCGUAGAGGGACAAUGUGGUUUUCUGAAAUAUUCAGUGCUGCAGGGUGGCUCGCUAUAGCAUUUGCACAGAAUGCUUGGUGGCUGGAUGUAGGACGGCUGUCAGUUGGAUUUGGUGUCGGUAUACUUUGCUACGUGGUACCUGUAUACAUAGCAGAGAUAACACCUACUGAUCUUAGAGGCCGGUUUACUUCAGCUACUCAGUUGAUGCUUUGUUGUGGAGUAGCACUGAUGUACUUCCUUGGAAAUAUCAUUCCCUGGCGGACCUUGGCUUUAAUCGGUGCUGUUCCAUCUCUUGUACACAUAGUAGGUCUAUUUUUCAUUCCAGAGUCUCCAAGGUGGCUGGCUAAAGUUAGUAGGCAAAAAGACUUUGAAGCGACUCUUCAGCGCCUUAGAGGAAAGAACACUGACACAUCUCAAGAAGCAGCUGAUAUCAUGGAUUAUACAGAGAUGUUUCAGCAAAACUCAGAAAGUGUCCUAAAGUUGUUCGAAAAGAAAUAUGCUCGCUCACUCAUUAUUGGAGUUGGGCUCAUGUCACUGCAACAAUUUGGGGGUACCAAUGCAGUAGCAUAUUAUGCAAGUUCUAUAUUUGUAGAUGCAGGUUUUUCAAGUAGCAUUGGGACCAUAUCAUUGGCUAUCAUAGGGAUACCCGGUGUUACAUCGAGUGUGCUCUUAACAGACAAAGUCGGAAGACGACCACUUCUAAUGGCUUCUGCUGGCGGAUUGUGCUUCAGUGCCCUCCUUGUGGGUUUGGCAUUCUGCUUUCAGGAACUGGACCUGCUAAAGGAUGUCACUCCUAUUUUGGUGUUCAUUGGCUUGUUGGCUCAAAGUGUAGCAUACACAACAGGCAUGGCAGGACUGCCCUGGGUUAUUAUGUCCGAGAUAUUCCCUAUAAACGUUAAAGGUUCAGCCGGAAGCCUGCUGAGUUUGGUGAACUGGUCAUGUGCUUGGAUAGUAACAAUAAGCUUCAAUUACAUGAUGGAAUGGAGCUCAGCAGGGACAUUCCUAUUCUUCUCAUCGAUUUGCGGCUUAACACUUCUGUUCGUAGCAAAGCUAGUGCCAGAGACCAAGGGGCGAACCUUGGAAGAAAUACAAGCCUCAAUGUAUCCAAACAUGGGCAGCAGAGGAAACAUAGAAGCAGGAGAGUUAACAAGUCCUCUGCUUGACGUCGCCGGCGGUCGGAACAGCUGUGCCGAUGACGGUGGUGGAAGUAGUAGGAGUAAGCAAAGUGGAAGUGGAAGUGAAAAUUCUUCAGCCACAAGUAUGGUUGUGUUCAGCACCUUGGUUGCCGUGUCUGGUUCCUAUGUUUUUGGGUCUGCGGUGGGAUAUUCAUCACCUGCUCGGUCAGGAAUCAUGGAUGAUUUGGGCCUCUCUGUUGCUGAGUACUCAGUUUUCGGUUCAAUAUUGACUAUUGGAGCGAUGAUAGGGGCAGUAGUGAGUGGGAGAAUGGCAGAUUACAUAGGUAGAAGAGGCACUAUGGGAUUUUCACAGAUAUUCUGCAUUUUUGGAUGGCUAGCCAUAGCUCUUUCUAAGGUUGCUUGGUGGGCUGAUCUUGGAAGACUAUUGGUAGGAUGUGGAAUGGGGCUUCUAUCUUAUGUGGUGCCCAUAUACAUAGCAGAGAUAACUCCCAAGAAUCUGCGAGGAGCAUUUACAACAGUUCAUCAGCUGAUGAUAUGUUGUGGUGUUUCACUAACAUAUCUUAUUGGGGCUUUUGUGAACUGGCGAGCUUUGGCACUCAUUGGAACUAUUCCUUGUUCUGUACAAAUUUUUGGUCUCUUCUUCAUUCCAGAGUCUCCUAGAUGGCUGGCAAAAAUUGGUCAAGAGAAAGAGAGUGAAGCUGCUCUUCAGCACCUUAGGGGGAAGAAUGCUGACACAUCUGGAGAAGCAGCUGAGAUUAGAGAUUAUACGGAAACUCUGAAGCGUCUCUCAGAACCAAGCAUUCUUGACAUAUUUCAACGGAGAUAUGCUCAUUCCCUCCUUGUCGGAGUUGGCCUGAUGGUUUUGCAACAAUUUGGAGGGGUUAAUGGCAUUGCCUUCUAUGCAAGUACCAUAUUCAUUUCAGCUGGGUUCUCGGAUAGUAUAGGGACUAUAGCUAUGGUUGGUGUUCAGAUUCCGAUGACUGCUUUGGGAGUAGUUUUGAUGGAUAAAUCAGGAAGACGUCCACUUCUUCUGGUAUCCUCAGCAGGAACAUGCUUAGGUUGCCUCUUUGUGGGAUUGUCAUUCUUGUUGCAGGACCUUCAAGGAUGGAGUCAGGUUACUCCCGUUUUCGCGCUUGUUGGCGUACUGGUAUAUACAGGAUCAUUCUCAUUAGGCAUGGGAGGAAUUCCUUGGGUUAUAAUGUCAGAGAUAUUUCCUAUAAACAUGAAAGGCUCGGCCGGAAGCCUGGUGACAGUGGUGAGCUGGUUAGGUUCUUGGAUUGUGUCAUAUGCAUUUAAUUUCCUAAUGGAUUGGAAUUCAGCAGGGACAUUCUUCAUGUUUUCAAGCAUUUGUGGAGUAACUGUUAUCUUUGUUGCAAAGCUUGUACCGGAGACAAAGGGGCGAACACUUGAAGAAAUACAAGCCUCUAUGAAUCCGUUUUCUGUGAAACGAUGAAUGGCAUAUGCUUUGAUGAUCAUGACAUUGUCUUAAUCAUUCAGCGAGCUAUGUCUUGCCAUCAAACUCCGGUGACUGCUGUUAGACAAUAAAAAGGUGGUUACUGCUUCAACUUCAAGCAAGUCUUGAAGGUUAUGGAUUCUCUUAGCUAGGACCACUCUUGCUAUUCAAACGGUACUUUCAUAUACCUGGUUGCUUGGUGCAGAUUACAGAACCAGAUUGACAACUUUA
Molecule: messenger RNA, 3096 nt
Organism: Fragaria vesca subsp. vesca
Lineage: Eukaryota; Viridiplantae; Streptophyta; Magnoliopsida; Rosales; Rosaceae
Exons: 36
Coding region: 1-2865 (954 amino acids)
Biological process (GO): transmembrane transport; carbohydrate transport
Cellular component (GO): membrane
Molecular function (GO): sugar transmembrane transporter activity
Source: RefSeq, a predicted model, not a curated record